CGGAGGCGCGGGGGGCCGGGACGCGGGCCCGGGGCCGCCUCUAGCCGGCACCGAGGGCGCGGGUCCGGGGAUGAGGGCGCCCGCGGCGGGGAGCCCGUCUGCGCGCCGCGGCGCCGUCCCGCCCAGCGAGCGAGCCCCAGCAGGCAGACGCGCGGCCGGCGGUCGGGGAGCGCGCCGCCUCCCGGCCCUAAAAAUGUGAAGCGGGGAGGGCGGAGACGCAGAGACGGCCCGGCUGGGCGCCCUCGCCGCCCUCCGGCAGCCGCGCCGCUCCCCUUCCCCGCCCGCCCAGGCCGCGCCGACCCCGAGCAGCGAAGCCGCCGAGCCCCCGCCCCCCCACUUCCCUCCCGGCCUCGCUCAGACCCGGCUUCGGCCCGCCGCGGGUUCGCGGCCCGGACGCGGCGGGAGCAGGGCCCGGGACGGUGCGUCCGGCCUUGCCCGCGGCUCCUCGCCCAGACAAGUUUGAACAAUGAUCACAGUCAACCCGGAUGGGAAGAUAAUGGUCAGAAGAUGCCUGGUCACCCUGAGACCCUUUCGGCUCUUUGUCCUGGGUAUCGGCUUUUUCUCACUGUGCUUCCUGAUGACGUCUUUGGGAGGCCAGCUCUCUGCCCGGCCCGGGGACUCCCCCUUCACCAUCCGCACAGAAGUGUUGGGCGGGCCGGAGUCCCGCGGCGUCCUGCGCAAGAUGAGCGAUUUGUUGGAGCUGAUGGCGAAGCGAAUGGACGCGCUGGCCAGACUGGAGAACGGCAGUGAGCUGCACCGGGCUUCUGGCGACGGGCACUUUGCUGCGGACAGGUUUCCCCCGGGGGCCGGCCUCAUGGAGCGGAUCCAGGCCAUCGCCCAGAAUGUCUCAGACAUCGCCGUGAAGGUGGACCAGAUCCUGCGUCACAGCCUGAUUCUCCACAGCAAGGUGUCUGAAGGCCGGCGGGACCAAUGUGAGGCACCCAGUGACCCCAAGUUCCCCGACUGCUCAGGGAAGGUGGAGUGGAUGCGCGCCCGCUGGACCUCUGACCCUUGCUACGCCUUCUUCGGGGUGGACGGCACGGAGUGUUCCUUCCUCAUCUACCUAAGCGAGGUCGAGUGGUUCUGCCCCCCGCUGCCUUGGAGGAAUCAGACAGCCACCCAGAUGGCCCCCAAGCCCCUCCCCAAAGUCCAGGCAGUUUUCCGGAGCAACCUGUCCCACCUCCUGGAGCUGAUGGGCAGUGGGAAGGAAUCUCUAAUCUUCAUGAAGAAACGGACCAAGCGGCUCACGGCCCAGUGGGCACUGGCCGCCCAGCGGCUGGCACAGAAGCUGGGAAGCGUCUGGAGGGACCAGAAGCAGAUCCUCGUUCACAUUGGCUUCCUGACGGAGGAGUCUGGUGACGUGUUCAGCCCAAGGGUGCUGAAGGGCGGGCCUCUGGGGGAGAUGGUGCAGUGGGCAGACAUCUUGGCCACUCUCUAUGUCCUGGGCCAUGGCCUGCGGAUCACAGUGUCCCUGAAGGAGCUACAGAGUAACUUAGGGGUGCCGCCAGGCCGGGGGAACUGCCCGCUCACCAUGCCCCUGCCUUUUGACCUCAUCUACACCGACUACCACGGCCUGCAGCAGAUGAAGCAGCAUAUGGGAUUAUCCUUCAAGAGGUACAGAUGCCGAAUCCGGGUCAUUGACACCUUCGGGACAGAACCCGCAUACAACCAUGAGGAAUACGCCACGUUGCACGGAUACCGGACCAACUGGGGCUACUGGAACCUCAACCCCAAGCAGUUCAUGACCAUGUUCCCUCACACCCCGGACAACUCCUUCAUGGGCUUCGUGUCCGAGGAGCUCAACGAGACGGAGAAGCAGCUCAUCAGAGGCGGCAAGGCCAGCAACAUGGCUGUGGUGUAUGGCAAGGAGGCGAGUAUCUGGAAGCUCCAGGGGAAGGACAAGUUUCUGGGCGUCCUGAACAAGUACAUGGAGAUCCACGGCACUGUGUACUAUGAGAGCCAGCGGCCCCCCGAGGUCCCGGCCUUCGUGAAGAACCACGGUCUCUUGCCACAGCCUGAGUUCCAGCAGCUGCUGCGCAAGGCCAAGCUCUUCAUAGGGUUCGGCUUCCCCUACGAGGGCCCUGCCCCGCUGGAGGCCAUCGCCAACGGCUGCGUCUUCCUACAGGCCCGCUUUAGCCCGCCCCACAGCUCCCUUAACCACGAGUUUUUCCGAGGCAAGCCCACCUCCAGAGAGCUGUUCUCCCAGCACCCCUACGCAGAGAACUUCAUCGGCAAACCCCACGUGUGGACCGUCGACUACAACAACUCGGAGGAGUUUGAAGCGGCCAUCAAGGCCAUCAUGAGAACCCAGGUAGACCCCUACCUGCCCUACGAGUACAGCUGCGAGGGGAUGCUGGAGAGAAUCCACGCCUACAUCCAGCACCAAGACUUCUGUGCAGCCCCAGGCGCUGUCCCGCCAGGGGCCCGAGCCCCACAGAGCCCCUUCGUCCUGGCCCCCAAUGCCACCCACCUGGAGUGGGCCCAAAACGCCAGCUCGGCGCCCGGGGCCUGGCCCCCAGCGCACUCCCUCCGAGCCUGGCUGGCCACCGCUGGGAGGGCCUGCACGGACGCCUGCCUGGACCAUGGGCUGAUUUGCGAGCCCUCCUUCUUCCCCUUCCUCAACAGCCGGGACGCCUUCCAGAAGCUGCAGGUGCCCUGUGACAGCACCGAGUCGGAGAUGAACCACCUGUACCCGGCCUUCGCCCAGCCCGGCCGCGAGUGCUUCCUGCAGAAGGAGCCGCUGCUGUUCAGCUGUGCCGGCUCCAGCACCAAGUACCACCGGCUCUGUCCCUGCCGAGACUUCCGCAAGGGCCAGGUGGCCCUGUGCCAGGACUGUCUGUGAGGGCACCCGCCCGUCUGGCCCUCCCUGCCGCAGGAGAAAGCACCAGCAGAUUCCGAGCUCCAGCGACCCGCCCGCCCCUCGACGCCCCCAGACUGGAGCUUCCUUCCUUGGCCAGGAAGUGGCCCGGACAGACAUGUACGCGGGGAGGGUGGGGGGCAGCUUGUCCGGGUGCCAGGUGCCCGCCCCAGGCAGGCUCCUCGUCCUCAUCCGGGGGCUCGUGACAGCGUGGUGGCCAAGCAGAGGGCCCCGCUGGCAGGAGCAGGGGGUCGGGGCCCCUCGCUUUGUGCAGGGCCCAUGUUGGACCAGAUGGAGAGAGGGCCCUGGUCCUUCUGGGCCCACGAUGGGGCCUUAGGAUGUAUGGGGAGGGAGCAGGGGCCAUACUUGCCUGAUGACCCACUGAAGGGUCCAGAGAGUGAUGUGUGAGGGGUCAGUCUUGUCCCUUUGUGGUCAAGAGGGACAAGGGACGGGGGCAAGGCCAGGCUGGGGGACCCUGCUCAUGCCUCCUCUCAGCCCCAUCCCGCCUGCCUUUGCAACGCCCCCCCCCCCAUUGCAUACUUGGGGGGCACAGUGGGAGUGCGGGGGCCGCCUAGACCCUGGGUUGAACCGUCUCUCUCUCCCGCUUGCUCGAGCUCUCUCCACUUCGGGCUUCUGCCCAAACUCAUCUUGGCAUGACUGCGACUCCAGGCCAUGGACUUGUCCCCAGAGCCUCAGUUCCCGGCCCAGCAGGCUCUGGGACCCCCACCCCUUAGCAUCACUUGUAGGCAAAGGCUGGGGACGGAGCUGUAGCCCAUGGUAUGUCCAAUCUAGUCCCUGGCUUCCCAGGCCCGCUAGCCCCCAGGUAGCCCCCCCCCCCCCCCCCCCCCCAGUGCUGCGUGUCCCUAUCUCCAGCCUCCUCUAGCCUCCAACCGCCUCUGGACCCAAGCAUCAUCUCUGUGUGGCAUGCCUGCCCCGGCCCCAGGACACCCCCUCCUCCUCCUCCCCAGGCCCAGAGCCCUGCCCGAAUAAACAGGUCAGGCCUCCAGAGACACUGCCACCCCAGCCCGUUUUAUAAUCCCACCCCCCCCACCCCCCCAGCCAAGCCUGACCCUCCACCCUGCCAGGGAGGCAGUCCAGGGCCCCGAGAGCCAGGAGAGGGGAGCGAGCCGGCGUGGGGCCGAGGUGGGGUGCCUCCCAAUGCCAGACCCCUCUCUGGGCCUGGGUGGCCCCUGCAGCCGCAGAAACUCAGUGGUCGCCAAGGACCUGGCCCGUCGGGGGAAAGCAAUAGAGACACUCUUUUCUCUCUCUCUCUUUUUUAAAGAUUUAUUUCUUGAAAUAAUAAAUAUUUUAUUGGGAUGUGA
Molecule: messenger RNA, 4179 nt
Organism: Leopardus geoffroyi (Geoffroy's cat)
Lineage: Eukaryota; Metazoa; Chordata; Mammalia; Carnivora; Felidae
Gene: MGAT5B
Product: alpha-1,6-mannosylglycoprotein 6-beta-N-acetylglucosaminyltransferase B
Biological process (GO): protein N-linked glycosylation
Cellular component (GO): Golgi apparatus
Molecular function (GO): alpha-1,6-mannosylglycoprotein 6-beta-N-acetylglucosaminyltransferase activity
Source: RefSeq, a predicted model, not a curated record